Iphiclides podalirius (scarce swallowtail) is the source of this 336-nucleotide messenger RNA. The record is from the annotation of a GenBank genome assembly. Lineage: Eukaryota; Metazoa; Arthropoda; Insecta; Lepidoptera; Papilionidae.
AUGGGUCGUAUCGACGUACCCGAGUCGAUGAGUACGGUAUACGUUGGUAUGUGGGUCGUCCCCCACCUGUCGCACCGUUACGCCGUAAAGCGCUCGAGCAAGCUCUUCGGAAGCGUCGUGAAGAUACCAGUAAUAUCUACGAUACCUUUAAGAUUACGAGUGUGGUCGUUUGGCACGCGGCUGCUCGUCCAACGAGCCACCGUAAGCGACUGGCUCGGCUUGCCGCCCGAAUUAUCAAUUAGCGAUUUACUUGUCACAGAGUCGCUGUUAAAUGGAGCAGACUGCGGCGUAACGCCGCGGCUGACAAGAGAGGCGGUCCUUUUCUCGCUCAAAGGU